Messenger RNA from Drosophila bipectinata, 4058 nucleotides. RefSeq names its product WW domain-containing adapter protein with coiled-coil wacky (gene wcy). Gene Ontology annotation, molecular function: chromatin binding; RNA polymerase II complex binding. NCBI's taxonomy places the organism in Eukaryota, Metazoa, Arthropoda, Insecta, Diptera, Drosophilidae. Gene Ontology annotation, cellular component: nucleus. Gene Ontology annotation, biological process: positive regulation of TORC1 signaling; regulation of autophagy. The record is from RefSeq and is a predicted model, not a curated record.
UCGCUUAAACGUCAAACUCAACUCAGCCGACGAACAGACCGCACAAAGCGUAAUGUAAAAGAAUUGAAAAAAAUCAUCAAGUAUAGAGGCGAAAAGGCAGAAGUCGCGGCCCAAAUUGUUAAAUUGCGUUAACGCUGAACAAUUAAAUGCGGCGUUUACAGCACAGUAAAUGCAAGCGGCUAAUAAAUUGCGGAGGCGAACACCAGAGCCGAUAAAGCGGCCAAAAACGGCGACCGCAAUUUAGGCACACACACACACACACAUACACGCGACACACACACACACACACACAUUUAAAUACCAACCGCGAGAGAGAGCCCCCCAACACGCUCCACACGCCACACCACACCGCAUCGCCAAACACACACACAUGCAUACAAUCAAACCAAACCAAACACACACACAUACAAGCGCGCGUGCCUUGGCAGGUGAGAAGUAGAAGAAGAAGAGGAAUAAGCAAAAGCAGUAGCAGUCGGAGGCGGCUAGAAGCGGAGCGGAAACGAAGGCGCCAAAGCCCCAAAAACUCAGCAAAAAAAUUCAACAACAAAAAAAAUUUAAUCCAGAGGAACUCCAGAAGCAUUUCCGGCAGCAGCAGCAGGAUAAUCGAAGCAACGUGGAGACAACCAACAAAGCGGGCCAAUUCGAGUGCGAUUAAGGCAGCUGAGGAGGGAGGAGCUGCAGUAGUAGUAGCAGCAGCCCCAACAACAAAACACCAACAAAGCCAAUAAUAAAAACCAACAACAACAACAACUAAAACAACACCAAGGAAGCAGCGUAUUUGGCGAAAAUCUUGCAUUGAUGGUAAUGCAUGCUAGAAAACCGCAGCGUAUGAACGAUGGGUACUUUGAGAAGCAUACCAGUCACACAUCCUACCAGAGCUCAAAGUACAGCAGUUCAAAGCGCGACUACGAACGCGACCGUUCCUCCAAUUACCGCGAUCGCGACCUGUCACCUGGUGGCGGCGGAGGCGGUGGUGGCGGCGGUGGCAGCGGCGGCGGCGGUGGAGGCGGUGGCAGCAGCAGCGGCAAUGGCGGCGGCGGCGGACCACUAAACAAUGGCAACAGCUAUCGCUCUCAGUCGCCGGACAUUGAUUCGCCAUCGUCGCGAUCGCACGAUCUCAGGGAUCGUAGCGAUCAUAGGGGCGGAGGCGGCAGUGGGCGUGGCGGCAGCGGAGAACGUUACAGUUUCAUACAAAAGAUGCGCGACCGGGAUCGCGAUGCCUACAAGAAGGAUAAAUAUUCAGACAAACGGGAUCGGCGUGGGAAUGACCGGGAUUCCGAGUCGUCGUAUCGGACCAACCACGACAGGGAUCGGCGCGGCGGUGGAGGCGGUGGUGGCAGUGGGGCCGGUGGCAAGCUAUGCUCCUCUAGGGAGAAUGACAAGCGUUCCGGUUCCGAUGAUCGCGAUAGGGACAGGGAUCGGGAUAUGCGUGAUCUGCGCGACAAGCGAGAUCGUGGCUCCGAUCGCGAUCGGGAUUUGUACAAGAAGGACAAAUACGCAGAUAAACGCGAAAGGAGUGAUCGCGGCGAGCGAACAGCGCGCUAUGGCGAUUGGAGUGAGCAUGUGAGCUCGUCGGGGAAAAUGUAUUACUACAACUGCAAGACGGAGAUCUCCCAGUGGGAGAAGCCAAAGGAAUGGGUGGAUAGGGAAAGGAAUUUACCGCGUGAUCAGCACCGUGAGAAGGACUAUCGUGACAAGGAUCGCGAUCGGGACCGCGAUGAUCGCUUCUCCAGAUCGAAUAAAUUUGUUUCAGCAUACAAACAUUCCAAUUCUUCGCGGGACAAUUCACGACUGAGAUGGAAUUACAACGACGAUGGCCCGCCCAGCCAUCGAAGGCGUUUGGAUGGUCGACACAAUGACAAUGCUGACAUGGACAUAAGCGGCGAUUCGACGCCCACCUCAGAGGCCAGCUACUCCCUGAGCGGCACGCCCACGGCACACAGCAGCGGUGGCGGCGGCGGCGGCGGUGGUGGAGGAGGAGGAGGAGGAGGAGGUGGUGGUGGUGGUGGUGGCGGUGACCAGCCUAUGGGCAAUGCCCUGCCCCGCCUGGCCUCCCAUCCCAAUGCCAGCAGCAGCAAUUCCUCCGUGUCUGGAGGACCGCUUGGCGCCGCAGCCGUGGUCGCGGCAUCGGCAGCUGUGGCGGCAGCGGCACUCCAUUACGGUGGCGGUGGGGCGGGCCUGGUAACGGGAGCCACUAUGCUGCCCACCAGUGGGCUGUCCUCGGUGGGGGCGAACAGCAGCGGCAGCAACAGUGCCGGCGGCAGUAGCAACAGCAGCAACAGUGGCAGCAGCCUAAGGAAUUCGGUCGUUGGCCACAUUGGCUCCACCUCUGGAACAACUGUGCCGACGUUGGCGAGUCAGGAUCCGCACCAGCAUCCGCAUCAUCUGAACUCGAAUGCUCCCCUGCCGCCAGGAGCCAAAGGCAAGGAUCAGGCGCUACUAAUGCGCCAAAAGAUGCACCUGGGCUUGGGCGUAUUGGAUGGUGGCGGUUCGGCGUCGGAUUCGGGCGUCAAUCAUGCCUACAAUUCGGUCAACAACUCGGUGUCUGGCGGCAGUCUGAGCAGCUUACGGGAUAAUAAUGUCAAUUCCCCGCUGUAUAUGCCCCAUCCGCAUCAUAGCCUCUCCCCGUCGCUCACCAGCUACACGAAGAGCCCCAUACCGACGAUUGUCGGUCACACGAACAACGUGAGCAACGCCUACUCCUGCAGCACACCCUUCGGACUGAAGUCGAGCCUCGACGGCGGCCUACUGGUGGCCUCCGCUUCCCCGGCCACGCCCACUGCCUCCUCCGUCGUCAGCGGCGGCGUCAACAGCGUUGGCCAAAAUAUAGUGCCCGGUCUGGGUCCCGUUAGCGGUAUCAGUGUGAUCACGUCGAUGGGCAGUAACAGUGGCUCCAAUAGCGGAGCGCCGGGCAUUGGCGAGGGACCACCGACGCCCACCCAGGAACUGGAUCUGAGCGGUUCCGUUCUGGAUCAGCAGGCGCAGCAAGCGGCCGCCGCAGCAGCAGCGGCAGCAGCAGCAGCCGGUCUAAGCCAACAACAGGCGGCACAACAGAGAGGCAAACUGGAUGGGGCAUCAUCGGCCACUCUGAGCACGCUGCAGAGCUGUGUGGGAUCGUCGGUGCAGGCGGCCAACCUGCGAGGUCCGGAGAUAUCGCCCAAACUGGCCAAAUACUUUCGCGCUGAUCUGAUCGCGCACGUUACGAACUGGCAGGCGGAAGUGCUGGAGCGUCAGGCGCAGAAAUGCUGCGAGGAUACACAUCUGUUUGGGGACAUUACCUGCACGAGGAUAUGUGCGGAGCUGAAGUGUGCACGAAGCUUAGUGAGGAGCACCGAGAUCAAUGCCACCCUGCAGGAACAGAAAAUCAUGUAUUUGCGGCAACAGAUCCGCCGGAUUGAGGAGUCGAAGACUCAGAACGCGUUCAUGUCGGACGAUACUUAGGAUCAGGAGCAGGUUAGGCUCCGCGUGCAUCGCAAGCUGUCGGUCAGGCUCAAAAAGAGCAUAUUCUGGCGCAGCUGAUGAUGAUGGCGAUGAUGUAGCAUUGCUGGCGGCAGCCUAGCCUAGUGAAUGCGAUUAGUUGGCAUCCACCUCUACAUCUUCUCUCCCCCCAAAUAAUCCAAUAAUGGGCGAUGCAUCUCCACACCAUACCAUACUUCACCACACCCUACCACAUCAGCACUCAUAUAUAUACACCCUCACUGAGCCAGACACCAAGUCGCCUAGGAUUGAACUGUGUUCGUCCUGGCAAUCCUAUUUGGAAUAUGGUGGCAGCAUAUUUCAAGGAUUGCUGCCCAAAGGACUAUAGAUGGUUCAGGUUAAGGACUUAAUUCAACCGGAAGAUGAAAAAGUUUCAGAGAGCGAGAGAGAGCAGAAAGAAUAGAUGAAGAAAGAAAAAACUAAAGCAUAAUUUAUAAUUAGCAAAGCGUAAAAUUAAAAACAAAAACAAAAAACAAAUAUGUAAGCAAAAGCAGAGAAAAACCGAAAAACAGAAAAAAACAGCAACGAGAAAACCAAACUCCAGGAUACAAGAUACAACUACCGAUGAACCUAUCAAGAAG